GCGGUAUCAGCGGCGAUGGCGGCGGGGUCGGGUGGGAAUGGGGGCUCUGGGGCAGGCCCCGGGCCGGGGCCGGGGCCAGGCGGGGGUGGGGGCCCUGGCGGCAGCGGACCGGGCCUGGGGUCCGGCGGGGGUCUCGGCAGUGGCGGGGAGCUGCACCCGCGCACUGGGCGCUUGGUGAGCCUGUCGGCCUGCGGGCGCACAGCGCGGCGGCAGCAGCCGGGCCAGGAGUUUAACCACGGGUUGGUGCUGAGCCGGGAACCCUUGCGCGACGGACGCGUCUUCACUGUCCGCAUCGACCGCAAGGUCAACUCCUGGAGUGGUUCCAUUGAAAUUGGAGUGACAGCUCUGGAUCCCAGCGUACUGGACUUCCCAAGCAGUGCCACUGGGCUCAAGGGAGGCUCCUGGGUGGUAUCGGGCUGCUCGGUGCUGAGGGAUGGGCGCUCUGUGCUGGAGGAAUAUGGCCAGGACCUGGACCAGCUUGUCGAAGGGGACCGUGUUGGUGUGGAGCGCACAGCCACCGGGGAGCUCCGGCUCUGGGUGAAUGGGCGCGACUGCGGCGUGGCUGCCACAGGCCUGCCUGCUCGCGUCUGGGCUGUCGUGGACCUUUAUGGCAAGUGCACCCAGAUCACUGUGCUGCCCCCCGAGCCAGGCUUCAGCCCUCCCACCCCCAGCCCUACACCUCCUCUUGAGCCCUUGGCCCCUCCGGAAGAUUCUGCCUUGUCGGAACAGGGGACCUCUGUGGAUGAAGCCUUCAUAGUGUCCCCAGCGCGGGCCCGGCCGGAGACGUUCCCCAACAGCCUUGAUUCGCAUAAUGACUUUGCCAGCAUGGAGCUCUCCGAGGUGGUGAGCAAUGCUAUCUUGUCGGCCUACAAUGGAGGCCUCCUUAAUGUGAACCUGAGCUCCCCACCAGCUGGGGAGGGCUCAGCGUCCAGCGGACCUGCCACUUCCCCCAUCCUGACCUCCAACGACGCCCUGCUCUUCCAUGAGAAGUGUGGAACCCUCAUCAAACUCAGCAACAACAACAAGACGGCGGAGCGCCGGAGGCCCCUGGACGAAUUCAACAAUGGCGUUGUCAUGACCAACCGCCCUCUUCGGGAUAAUGAGAUGUUUGAGAUCCGUAUUGAUAAGCUUGUAGACAAGUGGUCAGGCUCCAUUGAGAUUGGUGUCACUACCCACAAUCCCAACAGCUUGGAGUACCCAGCCACCAUGACCAACCUCCAGUCAGGUACCAUCAUGAUGAGUGGCUGUGGGAUCCUGACCAAUGGCAAGGGUACCCGCCGGGAGUACUGUGAAUUCAGUCUGGAUGAACUGCAGGAGGGUGACCAUAUUGGCCUGACGAGGAAGUCCAACUCUGCCCUGCACUUCUUCAUCAAUGGCAUUGAUCAGGGUGUGGCUACCCCCCUGACGCCACCAGUGGUGUAUGGUGUGGUAGACCUGUACGGGAUGGCUGUGAAAGUGACCAUCGUCCAUAAUAAUAACCACAGUGACCGUCUCCGCCGGAACAAUGCCAUCCUGAGGGCACUGUCCCCGGAGGGUGCUCUCCGUCGGGCUGCUCCUGCUGCCCAGGCAGAACCCGAACGCCUGCUCUUCCAUCCAAACUGUGGACAGAAGGCAGCCAUCACCCACGAGGGACGCACUGCCCUUAGGCCCCACGCCACUGACGACUUCAAUCAUGGCGUGGUACUGAGCAGCAGAGCCUUGCGGGAUGGAGAGGUGUUCCAGGUGCGCAUUGACAAGAUGGUGGACAAAUGGGCCGGCUCCAUUGAGAUUGGUGUCACCACCCACAACCCCGCCUACCUCCAGUUACCCUCUACCAUGACCAAUUUACGCUCCGGGACCUGGAUGAUGACUGGGAAUGGGGUCAUGCACAAUGGAACGACCAUCCUGGAUGAGUAUGGACACAACCUGGACCGCCUCAAGGCAGGGGACACGGUGGGCGUGGUGCGGCGGGAGGACGGAACCCUCCACUUCUUUGUCAACGGGAUGACUCAGGGCCCUGCCGCCUGGAAUGUCCCCCCGGGGGUCUAUGCUGUCGUCGAUCUCUAUGGCCAGGCUGCCCAGGCCACUAUUGUGGAUGACGUGGAGGUGCCUCCGGUCUCUGAGCCACUCCCUGAAGGGAACAACCAGAUGUCUCCAAGUUCUCCAUCCUCAGCAGCUGGCGGCUCCGACCUCCGCUUCCACCAGCUGCAUGGCAGUAAUGCAGUCAUCACCAACGGGGGUCGGACUGCUCUCCGCCAUAACUGCCGAAGCGAAUUCAAUGACGCCAUUGUCAUUUCCAACCGAGCCCUACGCGAUGGAGAACUGUUUGAAAUUGUCAUUCAGAAGAUGGUGGACCGCUGGUCAGGCUCCAUUGAAGCUGGAGUGACUGCUAUUCGGCCUGAAGACCUGGAAUUUCCCAACACCAUGACAGACAUUGACUAUGAUACAUGGAUGCUAAGUGGUACAGCUAUCAUGCAAGAUGGUAAUACAAUGCGCAACAACUAUGGCUGUGAUCUGGAUGCACUGGGCACAGGUGCACGCAUUGGCAUGAUGCGGACUGCCAAGGGUGAUCUGCACUACUUCAUUAAUGGACAGGACCAAGGCGCCGCCUGUUCAGGCUUGCCUCCGGGUAAAGAGGUGUAUGCAGUAGUGGAUCUCUAUGGCCAGUGUGUCCAAGUGUCCAUCACCAACGCCACCGGCCCCAUGGACAACAGCCUGGCGACCAGCAACACUGCCACUGAGAAGUCAUUCCCUCUGCAUUCCCCAGUGGCGGGUGUAGCUCACCGAUUCCACAGCACAUGUGGCAAAAACGUCACUCUGGAGGAGGAUGGCACACGGGCGGUUCGUGUGGCUGGCUAUGCUCAUGGCCUCGUUUUCAGCACCAAGGAGCUCAAGGCUGAAGAAGUCUUUGAGGUGAAAGUGGAGGCGUUAGAUGAGAAGUGGGCAGGGUCCUUCCGGCUGGGGCUGACCACACUAGCACCCGAGGAGAUGGGGCCUGGGGCAGGCAGUGGGCCGGGGCUGCCUCCUUCCUUGCCUGAACUCCGGACAAAGACCACCUGGAUGGUGUCCAGCUGUGAAGUGAGGCGAGAUGGGCAUCUGCAAAGGAUGAACUAUGGCCGGAACCUCGAGAGGCUAGGGGUGGGGAGCCGUGUAGGCAUCCGUCGGGGCGCCGACGACACGAUGCACAUCCUGGUAGAUGGAGAAGAUAUGGGACCUGCAGCCACUGGCAUUGCGAAGAACGUGUGGGCUGUGUUGGAUCUAUACGGGCCAGUACGCAGCGUAUCCAUCGUCAGCUCCACAAGGCUGGAGGAACCAGAAGGCACCCAGCCACCUUCUCCCAGCUCAGACACUGGCAGUGAGGGCGAGGAGGAUGAUGAGGGCGAGGAGCAUGGGCUGAAAGGCCAGAAUCAAGUGGGUGUUAUGCCCACAGCCCUUGAAUUCCUGGAGAACCAUGGGAAGAAUAUCCUCUUAUCCAACGGGAACCGGACAGCCACGCGAGUGGCCAGCUACAAUCAGGGCAUCGUCGUCAUCAGCCAGCCCCUGGUACCCCAUCUGCUUGUCCAGGUGCGGAUAGACUUCCUGAACCGACAGUGGACAUCGUCCCUCGUUCUGGGAGUCAUCACCUGCCCACCCGAGAGGCUGAACUUCCCUGCCUCUGCUUGUGGGCUUAAACGGGCAGCCUGGCUCCUGCGGGGCCGAGGUGUCUUCCACAAUGGGCUGAAGAUCUGUGAGAAGUUUGGGCCAAAUCUUGACACCUGCCCUGAAGGCACCAUCCUGGGGCUGCGGCUGGACUGCUCUGGAGGGCUCCAUCUCCACAUCAAUGGGGUGGACCAAGGGGUGGCUGUGCCGGAUGUGCCCCAGCCAUGCCACGCACUUGUGGACCUCUAUGGACAGUGUGAGCAGGUGACAAUUGUGAGUCCUGAUCCAGUGGCUGCCAGUGGGAAGAUUUCUGGAACCCAAGGAGACAUGGAAAAAGCUGAUAUGGUAGAUGGUAUAAAGGAAAGUGUGUGCUGGGGUCCACCGCCUGCUGCUAGCCCUUUAAAGAGCUGCGAGUACCAUGCCCUUUGCUCUCGCUUCCAAGAAUUGCUGUUGCUUCCGGUGAAGAAUUAUUUCAUGCCUCCACCGAAGCGGAGCUUAUGCUACUGUGAAUCUUGCCGAAAGCUGCGAGGAGAUGAGGCCCAUAGGCGCCGAGGAGAGCCUCCCCGGGAGUACGCCCUGCCUUUUGGAUGGUGCAGGUUCAAUCUUAGGGUGAACCCUCAUCUAGAGGCCGGGACACUAACGAAGAAGUGGCACAUGGCGUACCAUGGAAGCAGUGUGGCGGUUGUGCGGAGGGUGCUGGACCGGGGGGAGCUGGGAGCAGGUACGACCUCUAUCCUGAGCUGCCGACCCUUGAAGGGAGAGCCUGGGGUGGGGUUCGAGGAGCCUGGGGAGAACUGCGCGCCCCCCCGGGAGGAGCAGCCGCCCCCCGUGCUGCUCUCCCCGUCCCUUCAGUAUGCCGGGGCGGAGACCCUGGCCUCCAAAGUGCAAUUCCGGGACCCAAAAUCCCAGCGGACACACCAGGCUCAGGUGGCCUUUCAGGUGUGCGUGCGCCCUGGCUCCUACACUCCCGGACCUCCGUCGGCUGCCCUCAGAGAACUUCCUGACCAGCACUUCAGCCCCUCGGAACUUGAGUGGGUCACUAAGGAGAAAGGAGCCACCCUCCUCUAUGCCCUGCUGGUACGGGUGGAAUAGGGGUGAGCUACCACUCCUUUAAGCACAGCUGGGCCUCAAGCCCCGGCCGGACUCGAUGACGACUGCCUCCACCUCAUUCCAGUGACUUGGGCAUGUGCGGUGCUUUCCUGGCAGGAGGCACGCAGACAGGCUUUGGUUUAUCCAGGUGUGAAGCACAUCUCUACAUUCAGGGCCCAGCACACUCCCUCUGCGGAGAGGGAGCUUGUAGGGAGCCCGGCUCCAAGCUCUGGGUCCCCCCUUCAUGCACUGAUUUAGGGAACAUGACUCCCUACUACCCCCUCCCCCCAUAUCACUUAAUUUAUUUCCGUUUUUGUUCUGGUUACUGUGAAUCCCAAAGGAGUAUCUCUGUGCCCACACGAAGCUGCUUUUUCCGUGGCCACGGGGUGCCAUGGGGCGGGAGUGGGAAGGAAGGGCAGCCCAAGAAAGCUGCGGGCUCUCUGUACAGUUGUUACUGACUCUGAUUUCUAAGGAGCCAAUAAAUACUGUCUUCAGA
Peromyscus leucopus (white-footed mouse) is the source of this 5203-nucleotide messenger RNA. It is a transcript of the gene Neurl4, whose product is annotated as neuralized E3 ubiquitin protein ligase 4. Gene Ontology annotation, molecular function: ubiquitin protein ligase activity. The transcript is spliced from 29 exons. NCBI's taxonomy places the organism in Eukaryota, Metazoa, Chordata, Mammalia, Rodentia, Cricetidae. The record is from RefSeq and is a predicted model, not a curated record. Bases 16 to 4710 code for a protein of 1564 amino acids.